Messenger RNA from Achroia grisella, 3209 nucleotides. RefSeq names its product calcium uptake protein 1 homolog, mitochondrial (gene MICU1). Gene Ontology annotation, molecular function: calcium ion binding. Gene Ontology annotation, cellular component: uniplex complex. Lineage: Eukaryota; Metazoa; Arthropoda; Insecta; Lepidoptera; Pyralidae. The transcript has 10 exons. Gene Ontology annotation, biological process: mitochondrial calcium ion homeostasis; calcium import into the mitochondrion. The coding region runs from base 152 to 1612 and encodes 486 amino acids. The record is from RefSeq and is a predicted model, not a curated record.
AUAAAAAUAAAAACAAAAUACAUGUUCAUUUUUAAUUUUUUAUAUUUAUCUACUUGUUUAAUUUCCUUUAGAGUUCUCAUUACUAAUUAGCUAAUAAAUAAUUCGCUAUAGAAAUUAAUGCCAAAAUAUAAGUGACUUCGUAAUUACUAACAUGUAUUGUAUAACACAUCGCCUUCUUCAAUUACCUAGAGAAAUUAAUAACUUUAAAACAUUUUCGUCUUUACAAAAUACAUAUAGAAUAGCUUUAUUGACCUCAUGUAAAUCAAAUAAAAUUCAUAGAAAUUUUAGUAAUGUGAGUGGACAUCGCGAUUCGGAAACUCUUCGCCGAUAUUCUUCUAAGUACAUAUGUUAUGCAGUUCUUUUCAGCGCAAUAUCUUACACUUCUUACAAAAUCUGGUUGAGGACCCAUAUAUUGCCAUCUAUAACAGCAGCAGAAGAGAUUACAGAUUCAGAUUCUGACAGCGAAGCUGAUACAAAAAAGAAACGAUACAGGAGAGAAAAGAUUGGUUUUAGAGACAGAAAGAUUAUUGAAUAUGAAAAUCGCAUGCGUCAAUAUUCUACACCCGACAAAGUUUUUCGGUACUUUGCCACCCUCCAAGCACAGCACCAUGAUCAGCAUGAAGUUUUCAUGACACCUGAUGAUUUUCUACGUUCAAUGACCCCUGGUGUAAAACAACCUGAUGGUUUGGGGCUUGACCAGUAUCGAAGAUAUGACCCGAAGAGCAUCAGUCAGCGUCUCAACUUAGAUCUUGAUGAGGAUUCAAUUUUUUACAAACUCGGAUCCUCGGGACUGAUCACAUUUAGUGAUUACAUCUUUCUUCUGACUGUGUUAUCAACCUCUCGCCGUCACUUCGAAAUCGCGUUUCGUAUGUUUGACCUCAAUGGCGACGGCGAUGUAGACUGCGAAGAGUUUGAGAAGGUUGCAGCGCUUAUUCGCCAACAAAGCAGCAUCGGCUCUCGACACCGCGACCACGCUAACACCGGGAAUACUUUUAAAGGCAUUAAUUCUGCGCUGACCACUUAUUUCUUUGGUCCCAAACUCAACGAGAAAUUGACCAUAGAGAAGUUUUUAGAUUUUCAACAGCAAUUGCAAAAGGAAAUUUUAUCGCUGGAAUUCCAGAGAAAACAACCAGAUGAAAAUGGACGUAUUACGGAAGCAGAUUUUGCUGAAUUAUUAUUGGCAUAUGCAGGCUAUCCCGCAAAAAAGAAAGCUAGAAUGCUCAAACGAGUUAAAAAAGCUUUCCGUGAUCACGGCGUUGGUAUAACAAAAGAUGAUUACCUCAAAUUCUUCCACUUGCUGAAUAAUAUAAACGACGUGGACACUGCUUUGACGUUCUACCACAUUGCCGGCGCGUCCAUCGACCAGCCGACGCUGCGACACGUUGCGAAGACAGUGGCACACGUGGACUUGGAUCCACACGUCAUCAAUGUGGUAUUCACCAUAUUCGACGAGAACAUGGAUGGGCAACUAAGCAAUAGAGAAUUCGUAGCCGUUAUGAAGAAUCGACUCCUCCGCGGGUUGGAAAAACCGAAAGAUACCGGUUUUGUGAAACUAAUGCACUCACUCAUCAAGUGUGCCCGGGAUACAAAGCCAGCCAUAUUAGACUUCUAAAAAAUGUUUUAUUAGAGUAAUAAUAAUUAAAACUUUAACACUGUAAUCUAUAAAUCGAAUAUUAUCUAUUUUAAUUGUUAUAUAAUCUUUAUGUAUAAAUUUCACUAUUGUUAUUACUUUUUAUAAUGAUUAUUAUAUGUUAUUUUAUGUAUAACAUAGUCAGUUAUAUAUUAAGCUCUAACCUACUAAUGUGUUAAAUAUUCUAAUUUAUACGCUUGGCUUCUCGCACGAAUCAAACCGAUUCGUUUCGUGCUUUUUCAGCAAAACUGUUACCUUUAAAUUAAUUACUAUUGACCUUUAUGCCUAAAAUUACACGAGAUUUAUAGAUUAAUUCCUUUAUGUACAUUACAUAUGAAGGAUUAAUAUCUAAAAAAUAUAUUAUAUGACAAAAGUUGUUAAUGCAACAAACACAUUCUCACUUGUAUUUUUUUCUUAUUAAUGUAGUUUUCUUUUGUAAAAUAAUGUUGUAGAAACAUUAUACGUAAUACUGAAGAAUAUAAUAUACACUUAUGAUUUAUAUAACUUGUAAAAUUUUCUUUGGGACUUCGCAAUUUAUUAUUACGUUUAAUAAAUUUAAAGAGAAAAAUUAUAUUAAUAUAAUAAAAUAUCUUAAAAAUAAUAACUUUUCGUCUAAACAUGUCACAAAUAUAAAUUUAUCUAAAGCAGACAACUUUUUAAUAAUUAUUUUGAUACAAGAUAGAUGAAUCUACAAAAUAUGUAUUUUAUUGUUGCGAAUAUAAUUACAUCAGUUAAUUUCUGGGUAAUAUAAUGAAACAAAUAAAUAUUCUAAGCCGAAACUAUGAAUAAUAAAAUAGCAAGAAAUAUGAUUUUCAUAUAAAACAUGUGCACUCAUUAAAUUAUUAACUAACAACAAAACACUAACAGUUGCCAAUCCAGUCAAUAGCGUACUGGAUAUGAAACGUUUCAUUUUUCUAAAAUAUAAGUAAAAUUUCUCAUUCUUCUAGUCAGGCAAUUUUGUGAUGAAUUGUUUAUUUUGUAAAUGAAUUGCGCAUGCCGGCGCGUCUGUUAAAAUGGUGCCGACAGACAAAUACCACUUGUACCGUUAUUAUAAAAGCUUUUAAGUUUGUUUACUAGGGGUUUUUCUAUAAUUAUAAUAAUGAUUCAUUUAUAGAAGGUGCGAGGGUAACGGAAGGAGAAUAGCAAUGUAAUGUUAAUAAUGAAAUAACUAUGACAUUAAUGCAUUUCUUUUAAAAAGAUGGAUCCAAUAUAAAAAUACUUUUCUCACAUACCCUCCUUUCUCAUUAUAUGAUCUUAUACAUAAAAUAAUUAAAAACAAAAUACAUUUCAUACGUAACAGAAGGAAAGAUGUCCAAUGCUUCGCCAGUCGGUGUACUUUAGAAACUUAAUCCGAUUCAAUGAUUUUGGUUUGCGCUUUUAGAAUUUUUAUUUAAUCUUAAAUAGAGUAAAUGAAAAUGUGAAAGACACGAACCAAAUGAAUGUGUAGCACUAGCAACGUAUUAAUUUUGUAAUUUUAGAGUUCACUGAAAAUAGAAAUGGACAUUGUUAUGUAGGUAUUUAUUAAGCUUAGAAAUUAUUACGUUUCUAAAAAAUAACAUAAAACUUGAGUAGUAUGAAA